Messenger RNA from Bactrocera neohumeralis, 1047 nucleotides. RefSeq names its product nitric oxide synthase-interacting protein homolog. The coding region runs from base 437 to 835 and encodes 132 amino acids. The transcript has 2 exons. The record is from RefSeq and is a predicted model, not a curated record. NCBI's taxonomy places the organism in Eukaryota, Metazoa, Arthropoda, Insecta, Diptera, Tephritidae.
GAAUAAUAAAAAAAAUUGAAGAAUAAUUAAAAAAUAAUAAAAAAAUAAAGGAAUAAUUAAAAAAUAAUAAAAAAAUAAAGGAAUAAUUAAAAAAAUUAAAGAAUAAUACAAAAAAGUUAGAGAAUAAUACAAAAAAAAUUAAGCAAAAUUCGAAAAAAAUUAAAGAAGAGUUAAAAAACCUGCGCGCUUCAAAAUUUCUCCAAGUAAACUACCUGCACACGACAACAACAACAUUACAAAAAAUGGCCUUAAAAUCAAUUCUUGAAACGCAUUUAUUUUCCAAAAAAAAUUUACAAUUUUAAUUUAUGCCGUACAAAGGCAACCAAGUAAACCAACGCGCCACCUCACCCAACAAGAGCACUUGAAGUAGAAACAACUACAAAAACAACAACCAACCAACUACCUACGCCCCAUAAAGGCAACAUACACAACCUAAAUGGAUUUAUAUUGUUAUCAGCCAACGCCACCUGCCUCACUCAUGGAUUAUCCCGUUGGACCGCAUCAACUGCAAAACGGCAGCAGCGGUGUUGGUGGCAUCGGCGGCAUCGUCAACAACACUAACGCGUACUUCAAUAAUAUUUAUACGAAUGGCGUUGCCAACAACAAUAAUACUAGCAACAACAAUAACAGUAGUAAUCUUUAUAAUCAUCAUAGUAACAGUGAUAGUUCAUCGGUGACGACGACAACAACAACAGCGACAAAUUUUGGUGAUUGCAUCGGUUUGGAGCGGGCUUUCGAUUUCUACAGUGAUCGAGGUAUGUUUCCUAAAACUUUUUCUGAUUCUGCUAAUGAUUUCUCUAUAAAAAUGGGUGAGUUUGGUAGUAUUUCUUAUUAAAAAAACCAACAUAACCUAAAAAUCUAAGAAAACGUUCAUAAUUUUAAUUGCAGAUUUUAUAUGUCUUAAGAAAAAUUUGAUAAAGCAAAUUACUGCUUAUAGAUUUCUCUCACUUCGAACUAAUUUUCUCAAAUUUUCUUAAAAACGGCUGUGCCUAUUGACUUGAAAUUUUUACACGACCUUCUUAAAUUUAUUUGUCAGGUAAAGGUCGA